Messenger RNA from Lodderomyces parapsilosis, 1170 nucleotides. RefSeq names its product phosphatidylinositol transporter (gene PDR16). The record is from RefSeq and is a predicted model, not a curated record. NCBI's taxonomy places the organism in Eukaryota, Fungi, Ascomycota, Pichiomycetes, Serinales, Debaryomycetaceae. The transcript has a single exon. Gene Ontology annotation, molecular function: phosphatidylinositol transfer activity. The coding region runs from base 1 to 1170 and encodes 389 amino acids.
AUGUUUAGUAAAUUAAAACUGAAGGUAUCUGGUUCAAAUUCCAAUACUCCAUCAACUUCAGAGACUUCUUCACUCAAUGCUACAACAUCACCGGAAUCAUCAUCUAGUGCCAAUACCAAUGGAACAGUCACUGCCAAUGGUGGUAAAUCCAAAUCAAAUUCAAAAGAACUGGUCAAUUUAGGUCCCCCACGAUAUACCCCAUUUGAAGAACCAUCUUCAGAAUCACAUAUUCCACAGGAACACAAGCUCACAGAUGAUGAGAAAACCAAAUUUCUCAAAGUAUUGAAACAUUUCCAAAACCCUGAUUUGGUUAUUGCUGAUAGUGAAGAACAUCAUAAACAUAAAAACACCGCCAAUGCAUCACCGUUGUCAACUGAUGAAAGAUCAUGGUUAACAAGAGAAUGCUUCUUGCGGUACUUGAGAGCAACGAAAUGGCAUGUCGAAGAAGCCAUAGAUCGAAUUGAAAUGACUUUGGCCUGGAGAAGAGAAUUUGGAAUCAAUCACAUUUUGGAAAAGGAUAACAUUGUCAAUGGUGAGUUGACCAGUCCUGAAAAUGAAACUGGUAAAGAAGUAAUAUUGGGCUAUGAUAAUGAUUCAAGGCCUUGCUUGUAUUUAAAACCAGGUCGUCAAAAUACCAAAACCAGUCAACGACAAGUGCAACAUUUAGUGUACAUGUUGGAAAAAGUUAUCGACUAUAUGCCAUCAGGUCAGGAUUCAUUAGCGUUAUUGAUUGAUUUCAAGGCUCAUCCAGUGGGAACACAAGGUGGGAAAAUCCCCCCAGUUGGUGUUGGAAGACAAGUGUUGCACAUUUUACAAACCCAUUACCCCGAAAGAUUGGGUAAGGCAUUAUUGACAAAUAUCCCCUGGUUAGGAUGGACGUUUCUCAAGAUUAUUCACCCCUUUAUUGACCCCUUGACGAGAGAGAAAUUGGUGUUUGAUCAACCAUUUGUCAAUUAUGUUCCCAAGUUACAAUUGGAUAAAGAUUUCCAAGGUGAUGUCAAUUUCAUUUAUGACCAUGACAAGUAUUGGCCCAAGAUGAUUGAAAUUGCUGAAGUUAAAAAACAAAAGUAUUUUGAACGGUUUGAAAAAUUUGGUGGUGUGGUUGGAUUAAGUGAAGUUGACUUAAGAGGUGAUAAUGAGGAAUUGAUUCAUCCUGUAGGAACCAUUUAG